Molecule: messenger RNA, 597 nt
Organism: Postia placenta MAD-698-R-SB12
Lineage: Eukaryota; Fungi; Basidiomycota; Agaricomycetes; Polyporales; Adustoporiaceae
Exons: 2
Biological process (GO): regulation of cyclin-dependent protein serine/threonine kinase activity
Cellular component (GO): cyclin-dependent protein kinase holoenzyme complex; nucleus
Molecular function (GO): protein kinase binding; cyclin-dependent protein serine/threonine kinase regulator activity
Source: RefSeq, a predicted model, not a curated record
UCCCUCAUAAUCAUGUCUCUUGAUCGUCGUCACCCUGCGUCUCUCCUUCCCAGGUCUGUGCACAACCCGGAGCUCGUCGACCUCAUGCGCCAGCCGGUCUCGUAUGACAUGAUCUGCUACAUUGCGCUCCAGGCGAACCGCGUCAUCCGCCUCGGCGAGGACUCUGCUGCGUUGCCCACACCUCCGCAUACACCGCAGAAGGCGAACUUUGGCGAAACCGAGGUGCUCCAGGCGCAGCCUCAGGCUCCGACGCUGCCCACGCUCCAGGACUUCAUCAUCAUGAUCGUGCAAGCCUCCAACGUCCAGGUGCCGACAUUGUUGACCACGCUGAUCUACCUGGAGCGGCUCCGCUCGAAGCUGCCCAAGAUGGCAAAGGGAAUGCCCUGCACAAGACAUCGCGUCUUCUUGGCGACCCUCAUCGUUGCUGCAAAGUACCUCAACGAUUCGUCGCCGAAGAAUAAGUGCUGGGGCGUCUACGCAAGUCUGUUCGACCUCGCGGAGAUCAACCUGAUGGAAAAGCAGCUUCUGUUCUUGUUGGACUAUGACCUACGCUUCGACGAGCUGGAGGCUAUUCUGCAUUUCGCGCCUUUCAUGCCU